This is a messenger RNA of Oryzias latipes (Japanese medaka), 1428 nucleotides long. Its product is annotated as GDP-L-fucose synthase. Gene Ontology annotation, molecular function: GDP-L-fucose synthase activity. Gene Ontology annotation, biological process: nucleotide-sugar biosynthetic process. The record is from RefSeq and is a predicted model, not a curated record. NCBI's taxonomy places the organism in Eukaryota, Metazoa, Chordata, Actinopteri, Beloniformes, Adrianichthyidae.
UUGACCACAUUUGUUGUCGUCACAACAUUUCCGCUUUUCAAAAGGAAAAGCCUUACUUUGAAAGUUGUUUCCGGAAGUUUCAUUGUAAGUGGCUUGUGAUUCCACGCCGGUUUCGUGUCCCCUCGGAAAAGAUGAGCAGUCAGGGUCAGAGCAGUGCCCCCAUGAGGGUGUUGGUGACGGGAGGAUCUGGUUUGGUGGGUCAGGCAAUACGUCGCGUGGUCAAAGAGGAGGGAGGAGCCAAGGAGGGAGAAGAGUGGAUAUUUCUGUCCUCUAAAGAUGCCAACCUCAUAAACAAAGAGGAGACGCUGGCAGUGUUUAAGAAGCAUCGGCCCACGCACGUCAUCCACCUAGCUGCGAUGGUGGGAGGGCUUUUUAAGAACAUGAAGUGCAACCUGGACUUCUUGAGAAACAACAUCUACAUCAACGAUAAUGUGCUGCAGGCGGCACAUGAAGUGGGCGUAGUCAAGGUGGUGUCCUGUCUGUCUACUUGUAUCUUUCCCGACAAAACUACAUAUCCUAUUGAUGAGACCAUGAUCCACAACGGUCCACCACAUGACUCCAACUUUGGCUAUGCCUAUGCAAAGAGAAUGAUCGAUGUCCACAACAGGGCUUAUUUCCAGCAGCACGGAGGCUGCUACACAGCCGUCAUACCCACAAAUGUGUUUGGUCCUCACGACAACUUCAGCAUCGAGGACGGCCAUGUCCUUCCGGGACUCAUACACAAAACAUACAUAGCUCAAAAGGAGGGAAAGCCUCUGACGGUCUGGGGUUCCGGUAACCCAAGGAGACAAUUCAUCUACUCUUUGGACCUGGCUCGACUCUUCCUCUGGGUCUUGAGGGAGUACCCAGAAGUUGAUCCAAUCAUUCUCUCUGUUGGUGAGGAAGAUGAAGUUUCCAUCAAAGAAGCAGCAGAAGCUGUGGUUGAAUCUCUGGGCUUUAAAGGACAAGUAGUGUAUGACACCAGUAAAGCUGACGGCCAGUUCAAGAAAACGGCGAGCAAUGCUAAACUGCACCGCUACCUGCCAGACUUUAAAUUCACCCCAUUCAAAGAAGCUCUAAAGGAAACAUGCGACUGGUUUGUCGCAAACUAUGAAACUGCCCGGAAGUAAAAGCUCUGCAGAACCAGCAGCAGAGCGGAGGUCAACGGCUCCAGAGGACAUGUUUGUGUUCAGGGGGACAGAUGUUUUGAUGGCGCUGCAGGCAGUAAAGUGUCUUAAGCAUAUUUAUGUUGGUUUCAUUUGAAUAAUCAGCUCAAUUGAAAUGGAGGUGAUGGUAACAUUUUCAAAAUAUUCAACAUUUCUUUACGUUUUCAGUGGGGAAACUAGUUUGCACUUAAUGAUCUUGAUUGUGAAAAACCUGACAUGCAUUUGAUUCAACGGGGCAAUUUUCCUAUGUACACUGGCACAGAAUAAAUUUUUUUUAUAUCUA